AUGUCCGUCCCGCUGCAUCAUGCAUGCACUCGCACCCCGGUGACUGCCCUUGCCUUUGCGGGCCAAUACAUUCUCACUGCCGAAGGCCCAUUUUUGCGCGUCUUCCUCAAAAGUGGUUCGGACUGCCUCUUCACUGAGAAAAUCUUUGAGAACCAGACGGUCCACGGGCUUGCAGUCGUCGAUGCGUCCCACUCGGAUUAUUUGUCAGUGAUUGCGUACGGAGGACACCUUGUCCGGCACCUGCGACUUUCGCAUGAUGGAAUUGCGCGUACAUUUGGUCUGGACCAGGGCCCAGUCGCCCGGGUUUCGGACUGGGUUUUAGAUCUCGCCCACCCCUUUCAAAAGCUUAACACCACUGUUGCUGUCACUGCCCACAACCAAAUCGUACGACUUUGCUGGACAAGCUCGCCGCCAAGUGCUUGCCUGACCGUCUCCAACCUUACCGUCAGCUCCCGCUGCAUCCUCUACUCGGCGCAUCUCUCUUGGCUGUCCGCAGCCAAGGUCCUCGUCGCCUCGGGAACCGCCUUCGGUGAGAUCUUGGUCUGGUCCUGCGACUUCACCAACCUUGACAAGCCGCGCUCAUGCGUCCACCACUUUUUUACCGGUCACGAGGGAUCUGUCUUCGGCGUUCAGAUCUCACUGCCGUUCUACGUCUCAGAAGACCAGACAAACCGUCAUCAGCUGUUGGCCAGUUGCAGCGAUGACCGCACUGUGCGCAUCUGGGACAUCUCCCAACUACCCGACGGAGGGGACUUCUCCACAUCAGACGACGCUCUCGGCUUGGUGCAGGACCGAGAGACUGGCUUCGGCGCCAAUGCCAACUCAGACCAGGAAAACUGCCUUGCCGUAGCAUGGGGGCAUACUUCGCGAGUAUGGGCGAUUCGCUUUAUUGCUUUCUCCCCGGCCGACAAGGCCCGUCGCUUCGUCUCUUUUGGUGAAGACGCAACAACCCGUGUCUGGGACCUCAACUGCACCUUGUCCGCACACGACCGGUCUCCGCGCUUGAAGGUGGAUGCCACGCUUCUGGAUACGCGGGCUUUUCACUCUGGGAAGAACAUCUGGGCCAUGGAUAUAGCCACACCCACGCAACCUGCAGACUUCGAAAUCUGUACUGGUGCGGCAGACAGUGCAAUCGUCAGCCACCAUUGGCCCUUGACACCCCUCGAGUCAGUCUCACCGCAACCGACAACUGAUGCCCACAGGUGCUGCUCAUUUGUCUCUGAUCGCGUGGUCAUAUCCGCUACGAACAGUGGCAAAGUCAUCAGGGGCAGUGACAGCAACAACGCUUUCGCCUGGGAGGUCGUGGACCAGAUUGACGAUCUCAAAGGCUACUCGGUUUCAGUUGGCUUGCCGGUGUGCAACCUAGCAUUUCUGGCCGGCAGCAGCGGCAAAAUCUACGCAUACCAGGACAGCUCUCGCCAGUUUUCUGUUGUUGCCCAAAUGAGUCGAAAGAUCGCCACAAUCUUCGCCUCCCAUUUUUGCGACUUGGACGGUGCAGGCUUUAUCAGCCUCAUUGUCACAACCGUCGGCGCCAAGGUCACUGAAAGCUUUCUCUUUUCAUGGGAACCUGACUCCGUAGGACUUGUACUAAAGAAGAAGACAACACUAGACUUACCGCGCUCGUUUGUCGUCACAAGCGCUCUAUACACCCCGAUGCUGGUUCAGACAAUAAUCUUCCUGGGUGCCAGAAAUGGUUCAGUGGCACAGUUCUCUGACACAGCCCGAGAAGAGGCUUCGGAAGUUGAGACUCUGCAACCAUGCGCUGUUUUCGAGCUUCAUGCGCCGGAGACGGUGACCGCGCUAGCGUGGAUACCACACGAGUCGUCAACGCUCACCCAAAACCACCUCCUUGGCUACUUGAUAUCCACAGGUCGCGACGGACAUUAUGCCACUACAGAGAUCUCCACCGAUAUGCACGCCAUUGUUGCUCACCAAAUCAGCCUGCCUUUCGGUCCAAAUAUUGAGGGAUGCUUUGUGGACAGAGGCAGUCUCGUUGUGUACGGCUUUCGCGGCAAGCACUUUGUUGCGAUUGAUGCUUCCACGGAGCAAGAAGUUUUCUCCGUCGAGUGUGGAGGUGCUCACCGCAUCUGGAGCUUCUGUCCGUCCGACGCCAGCGAGGGAGGUACCUUUGUAUGGAAUCAAGCUUCCACGCUGAAGCUGCAUUCCACUAGCGGGGUGUCCCAUAAGAUCAUCAGAUCCGGUGGCCAUGGCCGAGAGAUCAAGAACGCAGCUGCAUGCCCGAGCAAUCCACGCAUGGUUGCAACAGGAGCCGAAGACACCACGAUCCGUAUCUUCGAGUAUGGCGUGCAUGACAGCUCACUUCCCGAUUUCAGAUGCGUGAGGGUGUUGCGAAAGCACGUCACGGGUAUACAGCACCUCGCUUGGUCUGAUGAUGGAAAGUAUCUCUUCAGCAGCGGCGGCUAUGAGGAGUUUUUCGUGUGGAGGGUACGCCAACUCCCAGUGGUUGGUCUAGGCAUCGUGUGUGAGGCAGUCUGUCCGCCGGAGAGUGAACUGCCCGACCUACGAAUCAUGGGCUUCUCCAUCCAAGCAAGCCCCAAGGCGGGAGCCGACGCCAGCUUCCUCGCCACACUCGCAUACUCAGACUCCACCAUCAGAACCUACUCCUACAUCUCCACCCCCACCGCCAAGACCUUCACCCUCCUCCACGCCGGGACCUACCUCACCUCCUGCCUCACGCAAACCACCUACCUCACCCCAUCGCUCCUCCUCACCGCCGGCACAGACGGCCACAUCGCCUUCUGGCCCCUCCCCCCCACCAAUAACAACAACACCAACGCCUCCGACGCCUCCGCCUCCGACUCCACCUCACCCCCCCUCCCCCUAACCCCCACCUCCCGCACCCCCAUCCACCAAAGCACCAUCAAAGCCCUCGCCCACACCCGCCUCUCCCCCACCACCUCCCUGCUCCUCACCGCCGGCGACGACAACGCCGUCGCUUUCACGCUGCUGCUGCUCCGUGCAGACGACAGCGCGGCGGCCGCCGACGCCGACGCCGGAGGAGGAGGAGGCCCCGACGGUGCUGGGUCCGCCGGCAACGACGCCGUCAGGACGAGCACUCUCGUCAUCCCUCGCGCGCACGCCGCGACGGUUACGAGCGCGGUGUUGCUCUGUGCGGGUGAUGAUGGUGGUGGUGGUGGUGGUGGCGAUGAUGACGGGAAGAGAAGCGAUGCGGACGCAGACGCAGACGCAACGGCACCAACGACAUCAACGACGACGACGACGACAUCGACGACGCCGAAGACGACGACGACGCAAAUGAAGCGGCUCCUCGCCAUCACGGCAGGCAGCGACCAGCGCGUCAAGGUGUGGGAGGUUGGCGUCGACGUCGACGAUGGCGUGGGCGUGGGCGCGGAGGCGGUAAGGGUUAGGCGGUUGGCGGACGAGGGGACGGCGGUGGCGGAUGUGGCGGAUGUGGUUGUCUUGGCGGGUGGUGGUGGUGGUGGUGGUGCGGGAGGGGACGGAGAUGGGGUGGGGGAGCUGCUGCCGCCGGGGCGGAGGGUGAGGAGGACGACGGGCAGGACGAGGACGGUGGUGGUUGUGGGGGUGGGGAUGGAGGCGUGGGAGGUGGAGGUUGGUGGACUGUGA
Messenger RNA from Diplodia corticola, 3606 nucleotides. Its product is annotated as wd repeat protein. Bases 1 to 3606 code for a protein of 1201 amino acids. The transcript is spliced from 3 exons. Lineage: Eukaryota; Fungi; Ascomycota; Dothideomycetes; Botryosphaeriales; Botryosphaeriaceae. The record is from RefSeq and is a predicted model, not a curated record. Gene Ontology annotation, biological process: tRNA methylation. Gene Ontology annotation, cellular component: cytoplasm. Gene Ontology annotation, molecular function: protein binding.